This is a messenger RNA of Nasonia vitripennis (jewel wasp), 6872 nucleotides long. RefSeq names its product kinesin-like protein KIF13A (gene Khc-73). The record is from RefSeq and is a predicted model, not a curated record. Lineage: Eukaryota; Metazoa; Arthropoda; Insecta; Hymenoptera; Pteromalidae. The coding region runs from base 1152 to 6590 and encodes 1812 amino acids. The transcript has 28 exons. Gene Ontology annotation, biological process: cytoskeleton-dependent intracellular transport; microtubule-based movement; regulation of protein localization. Gene Ontology annotation, cellular component: adherens junction; microtubule; kinesin complex. Gene Ontology annotation, molecular function: microtubule motor activity; ATP binding; cell adhesion molecule binding.
AAGUCCGGUCUGGGAGACUGAUGGGAGUCAGUCAGUCAGCGUCUGCUUACGACGCUGCGUUGACGGUGAUGUGAUGGAACCCCCACAGACAUGCAUGAUACACAUGAAUUUUCUGCUGUGCUUGUAAAGAAAGAUAAAAAUACAGUAUAGCCAGUUGAAUAUAACAACAACAAAAAAAAUUAGAUGUUGAUUAGAAAUGUCAGUUGAAAAUCGUGUUAUAUGCAGCUAUAUAAUUGCAUUUAAUAUUUUAUCAAUUUUCAAUUAAUGGCACAAUGAUGGUAUUUACUACAAAAAUUUGAAUGUUUUGAUUAUAGCAGAAUGAGUUAUGUUCUUUUGUUUUAAAUUUUAUUUGACGUACUUUGUUUCUAUAACUUAUGAGAACAAAUCAUAUAUAAGAUUCUCAUACAGAACUUAAUAAUUAAUAAUUUAAUAAUUAGUAACUUAAUAAUUUUUUAAAUAAAAUUUUAUAAUCUUACGAAACAUGGCUACUGAUAAAAUAAAGGUUGCUGUAAGGGUUCGGCCUUUUAAUCGAAGAGACCCGUCUCAACGAUCGCAGAAGCGAACAGCGCCCCUUGACUAAACCCAUAAAGUCGACAGUCACAACAAGUUUGUAGCACAAAAAGUUCAAAUGAAAAACUAUAUACAAGACCAAAGCUAAUAUGACAAUACAAAGCAAAAUAAAAAUUGAAGAUCUUCAAAUUUCAAAGGCCAGAGCAGACUGAGCAAUCAAAACAAUUUUCCCGGCUCUCUAUACAUAUUGAAUUGGAACUUGGUACAGACUGUAUUGUAGAGAUGACCAAUAAGCAAACACUUCUACGUAAUCCUUCAACGUUAAAUAAAGUAGAAAGAAACAAAGGAAAAUUAUUUGCGUUUGAUCAUUGUUUUUAUUCCUUGGAUCCAGAAGCAGAAAACUAUGCUAGUCAAAAUGUUGUUUUCAACGCUUUAGGUCGUGACAUAUUGUAUAAUGCAUUUCAAGGAUAUAAUGCUUGUAUUUUCGCAUACGGACAAACAGAUACCCUCUUCAACUCUGAACUGAAUACCCCGGUGAACCAGCAGUAACUGGGGUCAAAAAGAACAAUCAGCAACAAUUGAAGCCCGACUUUCUACUUUUUAAGCUUACUCUGCUGGAUGAAAAAAUAUAUAAGUCAAAGAUGGAUAGUGCAGUUCUGCUUGAACAAGAGUUAGAAUGCCUGUUACAAGCCAGUAACGAUUUGUGCAAGAAAGGUUCGGGAAAGUCUUAUACGAUGAUGGGAAGUGGAGAGAAUUUAGGUAUUAUUCCACGACUAUGUGACAAACUUUUUGAUAUGAUUGCUAAACAGCAAAGUUCUGAGCUUACAUAUAAAGUUGAAGUUUCGUAUAUGGAAAUUUAUAAUGAAAAAGUACACGAUCUUUUAGAUCCGAAACCUAAUAAACAAUCGCUGAAGGUCCGGGAGCAUAAUGUGUUGGGACCUUACGUCGAUGGAUUGAGUCAACUAGCAGUCACAGAUUUUCAAGAUAUCGACAAUCUUAUGGCUGAAGGAAAUAAAUCCAGGACGGUCGCUGCUACCAAUAUGAAUUCCGAAAGCUCGCGUUCUCACGCAGUAUUUUCGGUGAUACUUACACAAACACUUAUAGAUCCUAAAAGUGGGGUCAGUGGUGAAAAAGUUUCACGUAUAAGCCUUGUUGAUUUAGCCGGUAGUGAAAGAGCUGUUAAAACUGGAGCUGUUGGAGAAAGAUUGAAAGAAGGAAGCAAUAUAAAUAAAUCAUUGACAACGUUGGGAUUAGUUAUUUCUAAAUUAGCAGAUCAAAAUUCUAACGGCAAAAAUAGGGAUAAGUUUGUACCAUAUCGUGAUUCCGUAUUAACUUGGCUUUUAAAGGAUAAUCUGGGAGGAAAUAGUAAAACUGUUAUGGUUGCUACGAUUUCACCAGCAGUAGAUAAUUACGAAGAAACACUUUCAACGUUGCGUUACGCAGACAGGGCAAAAAGAAUUGUUAAUCAUGCAGUAAUAAAUGAAGAUCCAAAUGCAAGGAUCAUUAGAGAACUACGUCAAGAAGUAGAAACAUUGAAAGAAAUGCUUCUUCACGCUACAGGACAAGGUUCUGCCUUUGGACAACAACGAACAGAUAUUACAGAAAAAAUCACUGAAUCCGAGAAACUAAUGAAAGUAAUGUCUCAAACUUGGGAAGAGAAAUUAGUAAAAACGGAACAAUUACAGCAUGAAAGACAACAAGCAUUAGAAAAAAUGGGAAUCAGCGUCCAAGCUUCAGGGAUACAAGUGCAAAAAAAUAAAUAUUAUUUAGUCAAUUUAAAUGAUGACCCCAGUCUAAACGAACUCUUGGUGUAUUACCUAAAGGAGACAACAUUAGUUGGUGGACGUUCAUCCAAAAUUGAGCAAGAUAUUCAAUUACAUGGUCUUGGAAUUUUACCAGAACAUUGUGUCAUUACCAUAGAAGCACAUGAGCUCUAUAUGACACCACUUCCAGGUUCAAGAUGUUUUGUUAAUGGAUUUCAAGUUAAUGAAAAAACCUUGCUUGAACAUGGAGACAGAAUUGUUUGGGGAAACCAUCAUUUCUUUCGAGUUAAUUGUCCAAGAAGCUCUCAAGCCUUAAACAACGAGGCUCAAACUCCAGCACAAAAUAUCGAUUACAACUUUGCUAGAGAAGAGCUCAUGCUAAAUGAAUUAUCAAAUGAUCCAAUACAAAGAGCUAUUGCACGAUUAGAAAAGCAGCACGAGGAAGACAAGCAGGUCGCUUUAGAAAAACAAAGAUUAGAGUAUGAACGCCAAUUUCAACAACUUCGUACGAUCCUUUCGCCAUCUACGCCAUAUUCACCUUAUUUACCAUAUGAUCCUCUGCGUAUAAAUCAAGGAUACAAAUUUCCACCUUGUACACCAACAACCCAAAUGAGAGUUGAAAAAUGGGCUCAAGAACGUGAUGAGAUGUUCAAACGUAGUUUGGUGCAACUAAAGACAGAUAUUCUUAAAGCUAAUGCACUAGUCCAAGAAGCAAACUUUUUGGCUGAGGAAAUGGUAAAACAUACAAAAUUUAGCGUCACUUUGCAAAUUCCUCCAAAUAAUCUCAGCCCAAACAGAAAGCGAGGCGCUUUUGUCAGCGAACCAGCGAUUCUUGUAAAGAGGAUAAAUAUGGGAAGUCAAGUCUGGACGAUGGAGAAAUUAGAAAAUAAAUUAGUUGAUAUGCGUGACAUGUAUGAAGAAAGAAAAGAUUUGAAUUUCAAUCGUCUUUCAACAAAGGAAGAAAUAUCUGGAAAAAUUCAAGAUCCAUUUUAUGAAUUACAAGAGAAUCAUAACUUAAUUGGUGUAGCUAAUAUAUUUUUAGAAAUACUCUUCCAUGAUGUUCGAUUAGACUAUCAUAUACCAAUUAUUAGUCAACAAGGCGAAGUUGCAGGUCGACUGCAAGUUGAAAUAAACCGUAUAUCUGGACAAUUUCCUCAUGAUCGUAUAUGUGAAUCUACUUCACAAUCUUCAGAAGAUUCAGCUUCUUCCGAAACGGAUGACUAUGUUGGGUCAAGUCACAUUAAAUGCCGUGUGAGUAUCAAACAAGCCAGCGGACUUCCGCUUUCGUUAAGUAAUUUUGUAUUUUGCCAAUAUAUAUUCUGGGGUUAUCCGGAACCUGUUGUCGUACCUCCUGUAGUCAAUACCGAGUUUUCCUCAUUCCAUAAUAUUACUAAUCAAGACGAUUCACUAACAUUCCAAUUCAACCACACUAAGGAUUUUAUUGUACCGAUAACUGAAGAAUUCAUCGAGCAUUGUUCAGAAGGUGCAUUAAGUAUUGAAGUUUGGGGCCAUAGAAGUACAGGUUUUUCAAGAAGUAAACCAGGAUGGGAAGUUGAGCAAAAACAAUUAGCAAAGGCACGGUCACUUGCUGAUCGUUGGUCAGAACUCACGAGAAAAAUUGAACUUUGGGUGGAAAUUCAAGAACUGAAUGAACAGGGUGAAUACGCUGCAGUAGAAGUUUUUAUGAAAUCAGAUGUACUGACUGGUGGAAUUUAUCAGUUACGUCAAGGUCAGCAAAGACGCAUUCAAGUACAGGUGAAACCUGCUCAAAAUUCUGGUACAUUACCUAUAAUAUGUCAGAGAAUAAUGAGUAUUGCUGUUGGUAGUGUUGUUGGAAGAAAUCGGCUUCAGAAUCCCUUAGAUAGUUAUCAAGACGAAGAUCUUCAUAUUUUAAGAGAAAAAUGGAGUGACGCUUUAAUGCGCAGGAGACAGUAUCUAGAUCAACAAAUACAAAAGCUAAUCAACAAAAAAGACAAAUCGGAUCAAGAUAUUGAAAGAGAGCAGAGUUUAGUAGAUCAGUGGGUAAAUCUUACUGAAGAAAGAAAUGCCGUUUUAGUUCCAUCAGCUGGUUCUGGUAUUCCAGGAGCUCCUGCGGAUUGGAAUCCACCUAUCGGAAUGGAACCUCAUAUACCAGUACUUUUUCUUGAUCUAAAUGCAGACGAUUUAUCGGCGCAUCAAUCAGGGGAAGAGAUUUCAAUAUCCGGAUUAAAUUCGAUUUUACCAAAAGAGCAUGGUCACAAGUUUUACAAUCUACCAAUCGUUAAACAUUUGGAAAAAAAUGUAUGUGCUAUUGCUGCUUGGGAUUCAAGUAUACACGAUGACGUUAAUUUGAAUAAAAUAACAGAUGGGAAAUUCCUGACCCGAAGGUUUUCAACGCUCCUUAUAGCAAAUGAAAGAAUCUAUUUAAUUUUGAAAACGACUGUUCGCUUAUCACAUCCAGCACCAAUGGAUCUUAUUUUAAGGAAAAGACUAGCUCUUAAUAUUUAUAAAAAACAAAGUAUUACAGAUAGAAUCUUUAAAAGAAUUGUAAGAAUUGAUUCAUUAACUCAAACUGGUGUCACGUAUGAUGUUGUUUCCAACAUACCAAAAGCUAGUGAAGAGCUUGAAGAUAGAGAAAGUCUUGCACAAAUUGCAGCCAGUGGUGAAGACAAUAAUGUCGGUGAUGGAGAAACUUAUAUAGAAAAAUACACACGUGGCGUUUCAGCAGUAGAAAGUAUAUUAACUUUGGAUAGAUUGAGACAAAAUGUUGCAGUCAAAGAGUUGCUGCAAGCUCAAGGUCAACCAAUGAUGCGUAAAACAGCGAGUGUUCCGAACUUUUCACAGCUAAUGCGAUUUGAUAGUUCUAUUGAAUCAUUAAAUAUCAUGCGAUCAGAAAGUGUAAUGGAUCUUAAUUCAGAAAUAAAUAGUUUUUCGAAUAAAUCACGCAGAUCGUCUAUUAGUCAACUAAGAAUCGAAGAGAAUGUUUUAUCUUCACAACCGAAAUCUCUUGGAAUAGCACGACCGACGUUCCUUAAUCUUAAUACAAGUCAUAACUCUUUAGCACGCCUGCAACAGAAUACAGCUGUAAAAUCAUCACCAAAUGUGGUGAAUGGAAAAUUAAAUUUGAGAAUGACAACAUUACAUGAAGAAACAGCAAAUUUCGCAAAUAAUAUUUUAUCACCUCGAGAUGCUAAUGGAGCUAAAAAUAGAACUGACUUCUGUGAUUAUGACGAUUUUAAGACAAAUAAAAUUAUAACACCAAGCACAAGUAGUAGUGGUUACGGAUCACAAACAGUGUCUACAUCAAACUUAACAUCUGAUGAUACUGUUUCCGUAAGGUCAAUAAGUGUAGAUGAAACCCCUGAUUUAGAAUAUAAAUGUUUGUUGGAUGCCAAAAAGCUCGAAAGAAAAGAUAGCGCAAAUUUGAAUAAAACACGAAUUGAGUAUUUCCCUGAUAUGAUUGAAAUACCGACUAAAAUCAAAUCAAACAUAAGACCAAAACCAUUUAAUUUAGAUCUGCUAACUAAUGAUCAAUACGCAUUGUUAUCAAAAUUCGAAAAACCAACAGACUAUUGUGAUUUAGAUAUUAAUUCUAAACAACAAAUAAAGAAUUUACAUUCAAAUUCUCAAGGAACAAAACACUUAAAAAAAGACGAAAAUCAAUCAGAUGGAACCACCGCUUGUAUUACACGUCAGAGUGAAAAGAUUAUUCGAAGAAAAAGGUCCAUCCAUGGUCAUUCAAGUAAAACAAUUAUUUCCAAUGUACAAUCUAAGUCUUCAGAAAAACCUGACAUAGUGAAAUUAGAACCAAUGAUUCAGCAGAUAUUAACAUCGCAAAAAAACUGUGCCAAUUCUUCAGAAAAGCUUAAUGAAGAUGAUGUAAGCGACAAAGGAUCAGGUUAUGGAUCUAUAACUGAUUUAGCUAAAAUUGAAAAUCUACCGGAUUGGGUCUCUAUAGGUGAAUCAGUAUUAGUAAGACCCUACAGUUAUUCUGGAAUAAUUGCGUAUGUUGGUCCCACGGAAUUUGCAAGUGGUUCUUGGAUAGGAGUUGAACUUGAUGCACCAACAGGGAAAAAUGAUGGAGCAGUUAACGGACACAGGUAUUUUUCUUGUCCUGAUAAAUGUGGAAUAUUCGUGAAAAUUGAUAAACUUAUUCAAGAUAGACGUGGACGAGCUAUGAGAAAUCAUACAAGACAAGAAACGUUAUCUUCAUUUCCAACUACAUCUAAAUUUCGAAAAAAUAAUAGUAAAGGCGAUGUCUCGCAAUCAGAACGAAGCAAGAAUCGUGGAAAAGAUCUUUCUAUAUCUAUGAUGCAGGUGGCAUCAAGAAGUAAAUAAUAACAAAGAAGAAAAAAAGAUAAAAUAUGACAGCAAUCUAUUUAAUAUGAGCCUACUGUAUGUAUAGUAUUAGUGUUAAAAUCUUUUAGUGGUAGGGCAGCUGUUAGUAUUGUUAAUAAUGAUUAUAAAUACAGAAUAAAAAUAUCUAGCGUUAUAAUGUGUUAAACAGGUAUCUUACCUCUGUAAUAUAUAAAUAAUAUGCUUGUACAUCAAGAAUGUUUAAUUACGUAUAAGAAUAAGCGCCAAUUUAUCAAAUUUAUGUAUGAUUUUACGUACAUCCCA